Messenger RNA from Pyricularia grisea, 1089 nucleotides. RefSeq lists its product as uncharacterized. The record is from RefSeq and is a predicted model, not a curated record. The transcript has a single exon. Bases 1 to 1089 code for a protein of 362 amino acids. Gene Ontology annotation, molecular function: oxidoreductase activity. Lineage: Eukaryota; Fungi; Ascomycota; Sordariomycetes; Magnaporthales; Pyriculariaceae.
AUGCCAGCCGAGGCCUCAACCACAACCAACGACUUGGUCUAUGUGACUGCAAAAGCAGCCUCUGACUUCGUUCAGCAGUUACUCGAAAAACACGGAGUUCCACCUGCCCAUGCCUCGGUUGUUGCCUCGGGCCUUGUUCAAGCAGACCUUCGUGGCGUCGAGUCCCAUGGCAUAAAUCGUAUUCCCUCGUACGUCGAGCGCAUCAGACAAGGCGUUCUCGAUCCUAAAGCAACUCCCGAGCUGAAGCAGGUGACACCAGCAGUCGCCCAGGUUGACGCCCACAAUGCAUUCGGCUUCGUCGCCGCGCACAAGGCCAUGGAGAGCGCCAUCGAGAUGGCGCGUGUCUACGGGAUAGGCAUGGUCUCGGUGAAGCACUCGAACCACUUUGGCAUGUCGGCUUGGAUUGUGCAGCAGGCCGUCGAUGCGGGCAUGAUGAGCCUCGUUUUCACCAACUCGAGCCCGGCCAUGCCGGUAUGGGGAGGGCGCGAGCAGUUGCUAGGUGUCAGUCCUAUCGCCUGCGGCGCCCCUUCGGACCCGACACCUUUCAUCCUCGAUAUGGCGCCAUCCGUUGCGGCGCGAGGCAAGAUUCACAAGGCCAAGCGCCGAGGCGAGAAGAUUCCGCUCGAUUGGGCGCUGGAUGCCCAAGGCAACAGGACGGACGACCCAGCGGCCGCGCUCGACGGCGGUGUGAUGCUGCCCAUGGGCGGGCCAAAGGGAUCAGGCUUGGCUCUGAUGAUGGACGUCUUCUCGGGCGUCUUGUCCGGUUCAGCAUACGCUGGGCACGUCGCCGGUCCAUACGACCCGUCCCGGGCAGGUGAUGUAGGUCACUUCAUCAUGACCAUAAAGCCGGAUCUAUUUAUGGGCAUGGAAGAGUUCAAGGAGAGAAUGAAAUAUCUGUAUGAAAGGGUUGUGGGUUGUGAGAAGAUGACAGGGGUUGAUCGAAUUUACUUCCCUGGCGAGAUUGAGCUACUCAGGGCGGAGGAAAGAACCAAGAGUGGAAUCCCAUACAGUCGUGGGGAGAUUGAAGCAUUGAACAGGGAAGCGGAACUAGUAGGCUCCUCGAAGAUCCAGGAGAUUAUUGCUAGAUAG